GUGUUUUGUUCGUGGGGUGUGUCAUUUGUCAUUAUUAUUUUUGUGUUCGUAUUUAACGUUUGCAAUUAAACUAACGAAAAUGUUUUAUUUAAUAUUGAUGUUGUUACCUGUGGCUCUGUUCGCACAACGAACACCGUCCAUUUCGCAUAUAACGCAAGAACAAAUUAAAGAUAUCGGUGGAACGGUCGAACUCGAAUGCUCUGUACAAUAUGCCAAAGAGUAUACAGUACUUUGGACGAAGACAUUGAACGGGGCAUCAGAUUCCGUAUUUUUGUCAACUGGAAGUUCAUUGGUCAUCAAGGAUUCUCGGUUCGCUCUGCGUCAUGAUCCAUCAUCGUCAACUUACACAUUACAAAUCAAGGAUAUUCAAGAGACUGACGCAGGCAUUUAUCAAUGCCAGGUCGUGCUUUCCGUCAUCAACAAAAUAUCUGCUGAUGUUUUACUAUCAGUGCGUAGACCGCCCGUAAUUGCGGAUAAUUCAACCCAAUCAUUGGUCGUAUCUGAAGGCAAAUCCGUUCAAAUGGAAUGUUAUGCUGGUGGUUAUCCACAUCCGACUAUAUCUUGGAGACGUGAAAACAACGCCAUUUUACCAACAGGUGGUGCAACGUACACUGGAUCGGUGCUGAAGAUCAACUCUGUACGAAAAGAAGACCGCGGAACAUACUACUGUGUCGCUGACAAUGGCGUUAGCAAAGGCGAUCGUCGUAAUAUCAAUCUUGAAGUUGAAUUCGCUCCAUUCAUAUCGGUGCCGCGACCACGUCUCGGUCAGGCUCUGCAAUACGACAUGGAUCUGGAAUGUCACAUCGAAGCGUAUCCGUUGCCGGCUAUUGUCUGGGUCAAGGACGAGGUACAGCUGUCGAACAAUCAACAUUACAGCAUUUCACAUUUUGCCACUGCUGACGAAUUUACCGAUUCAACGAUUCGCGUCAUUACAAUCGAGAAACGACAAUACGGAGACUAUGUGUGCAAGGCUGUGAACAAAUUGGGACAGGCAGAGGCCAAAGUUCAUCUGUUCGAAACUGUAAUUCCUGUGUGUCCACCGGCUUGUGGUCAGGCACAUUACGGUGAUGCACAAUAUUUGGCCGCUUCGACGGUAGUUUUAGUAUUAGGUUUUUUGGCAGUUUUUAUGGGUUUCCACUAGUGGAUGACCUCGCCAAAAACAAAGUGCAUGCAAAUUUUGAUAUCAUUUUUCUUUACUCUGGAAUGUGGAACGCAGAUCGUGUCUGUGUUCCACUUUCCUUUUAACAAAUUGAAUCUCUUGAGAAUAAUUGAUCGAGAUGAAAAUCAUAUUGACAAUUCUUGAAGCGCUAAACAUAUCAAUCAGCUGGUUGCUCUCACUUAUAGUAACAAUUUUUCUACUUUUCUCUUAUGAACAUGACGGCCUGAAUCUUUCACAGAUUUUGACAAAACGUAAAAUCAAAUGGCACUGUACAUCUUAUGAAGUUUACCAUAAAAAUGACAAUUUUUUUACCAUUUAAUCCGAAAAUAGAAUGAAUAACCAAGCAUAUCAGACAAAAAUUGACCAAGAGUCACCUAUAAUAGAUAUUUAUGCUACUAGAACCAUAUAUGAAAGAGUGAUACGACAAAUAUCUCUUAUUCAUUUAUGCUAGAACUGUGAAGUGAUUUCGAAGAAGUGUGAAGUCGAGAGCUUAGUUUACGACAUCGAGAACGAAUAUAGUUUUACAUAUCGAACGGCUUGCUCUACUCUAAAGUGCACUUUACAGUAAAGAGAUAUUUAAAAUCCCUAUUGCAAUGUUCUACGGAAUGCAUAACCUAACCAAUUUCUUUUAAGGUGAUACUUACACUAUCAUACAAAAACUAUUAGCAUAAUUGUCACAGCCAUAACAUUUUGAUAUAGCAGUCUUUAAUGACACACCGCAACGCGUCAUCUUCGUUUGCGAUAUUUAAUUAGUUUCAGUUAACGAAGUACAUUCGUCCAAGAAAUCAACCGAUUAGCAAAAGAAAUCAACCGAUUAGCAAACUCGUAACUAGAAUUUAAGUUAAAUGUGUAAGUAGUUUAUAGUCGAGAGCAGCUGUAAAUGUGUGCCUUUUUAAAUGUAGCGCAGCGAUAUUUGUUGUGCCUUUGGAAAAAAUUAAAAAUAAAGUAAAAUACGAGCGAGUUCUACUCGAUGGUAAGUUGACGCAUUUAACGUUAAUUAUUUUGCUGAUGCGGCAAUCGAAUUAUAGGGUCAACGAUUUACGUUCACUUAAUAGCAUCACAUUAAACAGACAAUUAUAAUAUUUAAAUUAAGUGUAUCAAAAUUUAGCGUCAUCUUGCCAAUCGAUCUAGAAGAACUCUAAGAGUAAAGAAUUUUAACGAAAUUGAAACAUUGAAAUGUUUUGAUAUUUUUGCACUUGAAACAUUCCAAUUGAAUUAAUUUGAAAAUGGAGACAAAUUUUUGUUUAUAAAGCUGACCCUUAGAAGGGCUCUAUUACACUUAGUGUUUUUACAUAUAGUUAUAGUUGUACGAAUUCCAUCCAUUUUGUAAUCUGAAAUAUUUUUUUUAACUUUCGACAACAGUACUCAAUUUUGCAAAAAUGUUGGUUUAUAUGAUUUGAAAAUAAAAUUUUUUUUUACAAAACUUCA
Molecule: messenger RNA, 2587 nt
Organism: Bradysia coprophila
Lineage: Eukaryota; Metazoa; Arthropoda; Insecta; Diptera; Sciaridae
Gene: Lac
Product: septate junction protein lachesin
Cellular component (GO): neuron projection
Source: RefSeq, a predicted model, not a curated record